Capra hircus (goat) is the source of this 2844-nucleotide messenger RNA. RefSeq names its product leucine rich repeat containing 8 family member C (gene LRRC8C). NCBI's taxonomy places the organism in Eukaryota, Metazoa, Chordata, Mammalia, Artiodactyla, Bovidae. The record is from RefSeq and is a predicted model, not a curated record. Bases 244 to 2655 code for a protein of 803 amino acids. Gene Ontology annotation, molecular function: protein binding. The transcript is spliced from 3 exons.
GAGGCGGAGGGGAGGAGGGCUGCGGGGCUGGGGCGUUAGCUGCGUCCCGGCUCGGAGCCCGCGAAGAGGACUAGGAGGAAGGCGCCGCCGUGGCCGCGGCCGCAGUGCUUCGGGGCGCGACGAGCCAUGAGCAGCCGCCCGGCGGGCGACCCCGCUGCCGCUGGCCGCCGCUGAGCCCAGGCGGGAGACGGCUCGCCGCUCCCCAGCACCGUUCGCCGCCGGCACCCUCGCGCCCAGAGAAACAUGAUUCCGGUGACAGAGUUCCGGCAGUUCUCUGAGCAGCAGCCUGCCUUCCGGGUGCUGAAGCCGUGGUGGGAUGUGUUUACUGAUUACCUGUCUGUGGCCAUGCUGAUGAUCGGUGUGUUCGGAUGCACUUUGCAGGUCAUGCAAGACAAGAUAAUCUGCCUUCCGAAGAGAGUACAGCCUUCUCAGAACCACUCUUCCAUUUCAAACGUCUCUCAAGCAGUGGCCAGUACCACCCCACUGCCUCCACCAAAACCAUCUCCUUCUAACCCGGUCACUGUGGAAAUGAAAGGGCUGAAGACAGAUUUGGACCUUCAGCAGUACAGCUUUAUUAACCAGAUGUGCUAUGAGCGAGCCCUCCACUGGUACGCCAAGUAUUUCCCAUACCUGGUCCUCAUUCAUACCCUGGUCUUCAUGCUCUGCAGCAACUUUUGGUUCAAGUUCCCUGGCUCCAGCUCCAAAAUAGAGCAUUUCAUCUCAAUCCUGGGCAAGUGCUUUGACUCUCCCUGGACCACCCGAGCCUUAUCUGAAGUUUCUGGGGAGGACUCAGAAGAGAAGGACAACAGGAAGAACAACAUGAGCAGGUCCAACACCACCCAGUCUGGUCCAGAAGGCAGCCUGGUCAACUCUCAGUCUUUAAAGUCAAUUCCUGAGAAGUUUGUGGUUGACAAAUCCACUGCAGGGGCUCUGGAUAAGAAGGAGGGUGAGCAGGCAAAAGCUUUAUUUGAGAAGGUAAAGAAGUUCCGGCUGCACGUAGAAGAAGGUGAUAUACUCUAUGCCAUGUAUGUUCGUCAGACUGUGCUUAAAGUUAUAAAAUUCCUCAUCAUCAUUGCAUAUAAUAGUGCCCUGGUUUCCAAAGUCCAGUUCACAGUGGACUGUGACGUCGACAUUCAGGACAUGACUGGAUAUAAGAACUUUUCUUGCAAUCACACCAUGGCGCACUUGUUUUCAAAGCUCUCUUUUUGCUACCUGUGCUUUGUAAGUAUCUACGGACUGACGUGCCUUUAUACGCUGUACUGGCUGUUCUACCGCUCUCUGAAGGAGUACUCCUUUGAGUAUGUCCGGCAGGAGACUGGAAUUGAUGAUAUUCCAGACGUGAAAAAUGACUUUGCUUUUAUGCUUCAUAUGAUAGAUCAGUAUGACCCUCUGUAUUCGAAGAGAUUCGCGGUGUUCCUAUCCGAAGUGAGUGAAAACAAAUUAAAGCAACUGAACUUAAAUAAUGAGUGGACUCCAGAUAAACUGAGGCAGAAGCUGCAGACAAAUGCCCAUAACCGCUUGGAACUGCCUCUCAUCAUGCUCUCUGGCCUUCCAGACACUGUUUUUGAAAUCACAGAGUUGCAGUCCCUAAAGCUUGAAAUCAUUAAGAACGUCAUGAUACCAGCCACCAUCGCGCAGCUAGACAAUCUCCAGGAGCUCUCUCUACACCAGUGCUCAGUCAAAAUCCACAGCGCGGCGUUGUCUUUCCUGAAGGAGAAUCUCAAGGUCUUGAGCGUCAAGUUUGAUGACAUGAGGGAGCUGCCCCCCUGGAUGUAUGGCCUCCGGAACCUGGAGGAGCUCUACCUGGUUGGCUCUCUGAGUCAUGAUAUUUCCAGAAACGUCACCCUUGAGUCUCUGAGGGAUCUCAAAAGCCUUAAAAUUCUCUCGAUCAAAAGCAACGUUUCCAAAAUCCCACAGGCAGUGGUUGAUGUUUCCAGCCAUCUCCAGAAGAUGUGCAUACACAACGAUGGCACCAAGCUGGUGAUGCUCAACAACCUGAAGAAGAUGACCAAUCUGACGGAGCUGGAGCUGGUCCACUGUGACCUGGAGCGCAUCCCCCACGCCGUAUUCAGCCUGCUCAGCCUCCAGGAACUGGACCUCAAGGAAAAUAACCUUAAAUCCAUAGAAGAGAUCGUUAGCUUCCAGCACUUGAGGAAGCUGACAGUGCUAAAACUGUGGCAUAACAGCAUCACCUACAUCCCAGAGCACAUCAAGAAGCUCACCAGCCUGGAGCGUCUGUCCUUCAGUCACAAUAAAAUCGAGGUGCUGCCUUCCCACCUCUUCCUAUGCAACAAAAUCCGUUACCUGGACUUGUCCUACAAUGACAUUCGAUUUAUCCCACCUGAGAUCGGAGUUCUACAAAGUUUACAGUAUUUUUCCAUCACUUGUAACAAAGUGGAGAGCCUUCCAGAUGAACUCUACUUCUGUAAGAAACUGAAAACCCUGAAGAUUGGGAAAAACAGCCUAUCAGUACUUUCCCCCAAAAUUGGAAAUUUGUUAUUUCUUUCCUAUUUAGAUGUUAAAGGCAAUCACUUUGAAAUCCUCCCUCCUGAACUGGGUGACUGUCGGGCUUUGAAGCGAGCUGGUUUAGUUGUAGAAGAUGCUCUGUUUGAAACCCUGCCUUCUGAUGUCCGGGAGCAAAUGAAAACAGAAUAACUUAUUUUUGUUCAAAGUUUGACUGAAACAUGCUUCUACCAAAUACAGUAUAAAUAAUUAGGUAGUCUUAAUGCCUUUCCUACUUUAUUAUUAUUUUUCUUCUUUUUCGCACAAAACAAAAUGUACACAAAGAAUGAGUAAGGAGUAUGUAUUUUUUAAUAAAAAUUUAAUUGUAUUUUUUCAAUAUUA